Messenger RNA from Chaetomium strumarium, 1290 nucleotides. RefSeq names its product Nse4 C-terminal-domain-containing protein. The record is from RefSeq and is a predicted model, not a curated record. Lineage: Eukaryota; Fungi; Ascomycota; Sordariomycetes; Sordariales; Chaetomiaceae. Bases 1 to 1290 code for a protein of 429 amino acids. The transcript has 2 exons. Gene Ontology annotation, biological process: DNA repair. Gene Ontology annotation, cellular component: nucleus; Smc5-Smc6 complex.
AUGGAAAACCGCCGAACCCUGGCUGUCCGGGGCGGCGAGGCGCCGCCCAGCGGUCAGGGUGCCGGGCGGAAACGGGCAUCCGACGUUGGUAGCGAGCCAUCAGUCAGCCGACGCAGGACGCGGGACCCAUCUCCGGAGGCAGACGACCAGAGCGAUGUCGACGAGUAUGAUCCGGGGCAGUCAAUGCGGGAGCGCAGGGCGAUCCAGCACGACCUACGCGAGAUGCAAAAGCAGAUGCACGAAAACCCGGAUGAAUUCAUGCAGGCCGAUCCCAAAGCGCUCCUCGAAUUUCUCGAACAGUCGGACCGUAUCAUCAAGAAUGUCAAGCAAACCGCUGAAGCUGCGAUUGAUUCCCGGGGCCUCGUUCUUGCCGCCGACCUAUCAGCUCGCCGGGUGCAGCGGCUGACGUCGGGGAAUGUCGGAAAUGGGGUCGAUGUUGACGAGUUCGUUUCCAAGUGUAUCACCUUCAUGCUGCAAGGCCGUGGGAUUGAGGACGACGAGGCAGAGGAGCUCUCGGGCACGCAGCGGAGGAGGCGUCAGCCAGAUCGCGGCGCUCUCGGAAGCGACGAUGAGUUCGAAGUGGGCGACGAGGGCGACAUGAUGAACUGGGCACACCUGGGUCGGUACGCCUGCAUCCCCGCUGUCCGUCGACCUGCCCUCCCCGGCUUCCUCCUGGGACCUCUGUCAAUCGAAAAGAAAGCCCGCAAAAUCACCAAGCGGUCGGCGCCGUUCAAGGUUAACAGCCUCCGGGAGGUCCGACCGCAGGAAUUGAGGGCCGAAGACUUGAAAAGCUCGGACAAAAAUGACCUUCCGUCCAUCUGCAAGAAGAUCCAUGUACAACUAGAACACGCACAGCAAGAGGCUCAAGACGCGGUCGAGGAUGCGCUCGAUAAGCUCGGCGAUGACUGUCCGGCGGAGGAGCAGAGAGCGCUGAUGGAGCGCUAUGCACUGAGAUCGACAGGAGGAAUUGACCUCUUGCGGUUUGUGGUCAACCCGCGCUCAUUCGGGCAAACAGUCGAGAAUAUGUUCUAUGUCAGCUUUUUGAUACGAGAAGGGAGCGUCAAGCUCGAAUUCGACGGCGACGGUCUCCCGGCCAUAGAGCCGGUUCGAAGGAACCCCUCAGCAGAGACGUCUCGUUCCAAAGCCGCAAUGAGGCACCAGGCCAUCAUGUCCAUCGACAUGGCAACUUGGAGGGACAUUAUCGAAGCAUUCAACAUCAAAGAACCCAUGAUUCCGCAUAGGCAGGAGGAAGCGCAACAGGGGCCCGGCACACGCGGCUGGUACAGCUAG